Arabidopsis thaliana (thale cress) is the source of this 2929-nucleotide messenger RNA. It is a transcript of the gene EBF2, whose product is annotated as EIN3-binding F box protein 2. The transcript is spliced from 2 exons. Gene Ontology annotation, biological process: negative regulation of ethylene-activated signaling pathway; response to ethylene; protein ubiquitination. The coding region runs from base 468 to 2339 and encodes 623 amino acids. Gene Ontology annotation, cellular component: nucleus. NCBI's taxonomy places the organism in Eukaryota, Viridiplantae, Streptophyta, Magnoliopsida, Brassicales, Brassicaceae. The record is from RefSeq and is marked reviewed.
CUAGUGGAUCAUCCUUUUUAAAAAUCGACAUCUCUCAAAUGUUUUUGUCAACAAUGCAUGUAUUCUCUUCCUUCAAUGUAUUCAGUCUUUUUCGUCAAACCACAUUUCAAAACUUUACGAAUUUAUUUUUAUAAUAAUGUUUUUGAUAUGUUUCAUUAUAAAUUAAAAAUAUGAUGACAAUUGGGUUCGGUGUGGGAACAAAGAAGGUGGAGAAGAAAUCCGACUUUUUCGCGUGUAUACAUUGAACUUAAGAGUUUUUAUCCUCUACAUCAACUUCCACCGUACACCUCUCUCACCAUUAAAGACGUUUCUCAUUUUCUUCCUUGUUCUUCUCAAUAUCACAAACAUUUCUUCUGUAAAAAUCUUCUCUUUUUGCCCUAAUCUUCUAGGGUUCUUCUUCUUUUCAUGAAUCUUAGUCUUCGAUCUCUUCAAAUCUUCGUCUUUCUUCUUCAAAUCUUCUUCGAAUUAUGUCUGGAAUCUUCAGAUUUAGUGGUGAUGAAGAUUGUUUACUUGGGGGAUCGAUGUAUCUAUCACCAGGGAGCUGUCCCGGUGUAUAUUACCCAGCGCGUAAGAGGUUACGUGUUGCUGCGACGUCGUUUUACAGCGGUUUUGAGGAGAAGCAAACUUCAAUCGAUGUAUUGCCUGAAGAGUGUUUAUUUGAGAUUCUAAGACGUUUACCUUCUGGACAAGAGAGGAGUGCUUGCGCUUGUGUUUCCAAGCAUUGGCUUAAUCUUUUGAGUAGUAUCAGUAGGAGUGAAGUGAAUGAGUCAUCAGUUCAAGAUGUGGAGGAGGGUGAAGGGUUUUUGUCUAGGAGUUUGGAGGGGAAGAAGGCGACGGAUUUGAGGUUGGCGGCGAUUGCGGUUGGGACGUCGAGUCGUGGUGGGUUGGGGAAGCUUCAGAUUCGUGGGAGUGGGUUUGAGAGUAAGGUGACUGAUGUUGGUCUUGGUGCUGUUGCUCAUGGUUGUCCAUCUCUUAGGAUUGUUUCUUUAUGGAACUUGCCUGCUGUUAGUGAUUUGGGUUUGUCUGAGAUCGCACGGUCAUGCCCGAUGAUUGAAAAACUUGACCUUUCACGGUGUCCUGGAAUAACUGACAGUGGAUUGGUUGCUAUUGCUGAGAACUGUGUGAAUCUGAGUGAUCUGACGAUUGAUUCUUGCUCUGGUGUUGGGAAUGAGGGUUUAAGGGCUAUUGCAAGACGUUGUGUCAAUCUGAGAUCUAUCUCUAUCAGGAGCUGCCCACGUAUUGGUGAUCAAGGUGUUGCCUUCCUCUUGGCUCAAGCUGGUUCUUACUUGACGAAAGUGAAACUCCAGAUGCUGAACGUAUCUGGUUUGUCUCUUGCUGUUAUUGGUCACUACGGAGCAGCUGUUACUGAUCUUGUGCUUCAUGGACUUCAAGGUGUGAAUGAGAAAGGCUUCUGGGUUAUGGGAAAUGCAAAAGGGUUGAAGAAACUGAAGUCCCUCUCAGUAAUGUCGUGCAGAGGUAUGACCGAUGUUGGGCUCGAAGCUGUUGGAAAUGGUUGCCCUGAUCUGAAGCAUGUCUCUCUGAACAAAUGCUUGCUUGUUUCUGGUAAAGGACUUGUCGCUUUGGCCAAAUCUGCAUUGUCACUUGAAAGUUUGAAACUUGAAGAAUGCCACAGGAUCAACCAGUUUGGUCUUAUGGGUUUUCUCAUGAACUGUGGCUCAAAGUUGAAAGCUUUCUCUUUGGCAAACUGUCUGGGCAUCAGUGACUUCAACUCAGAAUCCUCUCUGCCAUCACCCAGUUGCAGCUCUUUACGUUCUCUGUCAAUCCGAUGCUGCCCUGGGUUUGGGGAUGCAAGUCUCGCUUUCUUGGGAAAGUUCUGUCAUCAGCUUCAGGAUGUUGAACUCUGUGGACUAAACGGAGUGACAGAUGCAGGUGUGCGCGAGUUGCUACAGAGCAACAAUGUUGGUCUAGUGAAGGUGAACCUGAGCGAAUGUAUCAAUGUUUCAGACAACACAGUCUCUGCAAUUUCUGUUUGCCACGGACGCACAUUGGAGUCUCUUAACCUUGACGGCUGCAAGAACAUCACAAACGCAAGCCUUGUCGCAGUAGCCAAGAACUGCUACUCAGUCAAUGACCUUGACAUCUCAAAUACUUUGGUCUCAGAUCACGGAAUCAAGGCCUUGGCAUCUUCUCCUAACCAUCUGAAUCUUCAGGUUCUUUCCAUUGGCGGCUGCUCCUCAAUUACAGACAAAAGCAAGGCAUGCAUACAAAAACUCGGCCGCACGCUUUUGGGAUUAAACAUCCAACGUUGUGGCAGAAUCAGCAGCAGCACUGUGGAUACUCUUCUCGAAAAUCUAUGGAGGUGCGAUAUACUCUACUAAAUUCCCACUUUUUCUACAAAACCUUAGUAUCAUCAUCAUCAGUCCAAGUCUUUUUCCUAGGUUUUGGUCGCUAAAACCCAUAGAUUCCACCUAGAACUUAGUUUCUUUCUCAGGACACUGCAGUUGUUUUUUAAAAUUUUUGGCAGGUUCCUUCUAAACAAAGGAGCCUGUUUCUACAACUGUUAGUGUUUUUGUGAAGCCUGUCACUGAGUUCUGGUAAUCUAGUUUAGGGUUUAGUCUUGACCGUCUUUUUGGAGUUGUUGUCUCUCUAUGUUCAGUAAAGUUCUUGUAGAAGUCAUUUGUUCUUUGGUUUAGGUUCGUGAUAGUGCCUUUUAUCUUCUUCCACUGUAGAGCUUUUGGCAAUGGCGGUGUAACUUCUUAAUCCGCCAUUACAACUCUUCGGAGUUGUUUUUUUGUGUGUUAUGUAUCUGCCAAAAGCUCUGUUUUUUCCCACUUUUUUGUUUAAGGCACUAUCUUGUACUUAUGAAUCAUUGUAACUUUGUACUCUCUAUUAUAAAGCUUUCACUGAACAUAAUUACUACCCUUUGUAAUAGAACUUGAUCCUUACAUAAUUGGAUCAUUUUGUUGUG